AUGUCUUACGUUGACUCCAGUGCUACCUUUAGGCAGAGGUGCUUGGCCAUUGAACUGCCUGCCGACGUCAUCCAGGUCCUUUCGGAUCGGGGCUGGGCAACCUUUGCCAAUUUUGCUCAUGCUCCUAAGGUUAUGCCCGGACAACAAGGGGCCGAAGCAGCGCUACAGGUUGUGCUCGAUUCCGUCUUAGGAGCUCAGUUCGGGGCCCAUGAAGCGGCCUUGCGUCGCCUGCACUGGGAGAGUUGGACUCUCACGGCUGCGGACCUGAAAAAGAAGCUGGACUCUGCUGAGGAUGUGGCCCCCCGCAAGUUGCCUGUUGCUGAGAUCGGUGCCCGACUCACAAUCCUGGCCCCUAAGUUGUCCCCUCUGAAGUUGCAGGGUGUGUUGGAACCUUCCCAUGCUGCCAUCAACAUCUUUGCCCAAAUGCUUGAUGAGAAUCGUCUGCGGUAUGUUGAGUGGCACAAGCUUACUACUCGCACCCAGGAGGUCAACAGCACGACUGAGGAUCCGAUGCUGAAAGCUUGGAAGCCUGAUAAGAAUGGUGUUGUGCGUGAGGUCAUGGCCCCCAAUCAUUUGCGUGCGACAGUUGCCUCGGAGCUGGAUGUCCAUAACGCCCUGCGACGAAGGGGUGUGUGUUAUGCGAUUGCGCGCCUGAUGUCUUUUGAGGCCCAUGAGUCCUUGAUCCUCCAUCUCUUUGAUGCUUAUCAAAGCACUCCGCCGGAGGGCUACCAAAGGAUUAACAUGGCCCAAGUCGCAGCUUGUGAUCGUGAGAUCCACCUUCGCUUGUCGGAAGAGUGUCGUGACGGUUUCUCUCCAGGGGCUGAUGGUCCCCUGCCCCUGGAUCGCUUCGUGGCCCCCGUACUUCGCAUGAGAUCCGUUGAGCAACUCGUGCUUCCCAGGGAAGGACAUCCGCGUGCUGGGUCCACUCCCGGCGGAGGAUCUGGUCGCAAGCGGAAGCGCAACCGGAGCCAGCCGGCCGCCACCCCCGCGCCUGCGGCUGCGGCUGCGCGCAAGCCCAAGGGCCCUGGGGCCUCCGGUGCUCGGCUGCCCCCCCCUCCUGAUGGAGUGGAGGCAGUUGUCGACACAACGGGGAGCAGCUCUGUCGCUUCCCAAGGUUUUGGCCGUGCUGCUCUCAGUGACCAGUGCACUUUUGCUUCCGUGUUCUCUCGGCAUCCAGCCGAGCUUUUUGCCGAACAAAUGCUGUCUAUCGACGAUUUUUCCAAUGAUGCAAUCUCUAGCCUUUGCGAGUUGCUCCCGCAUGAAGCUUCUAGCCGACAGUCUGCCACAGGCAGUGCUGUCGGCACGGGCUGUUGGAUCCAGGGGUCUCGAUGGGGGUUGCGUCGCAAUAACCGAUUGUUUCCGUUUGUGACGCGUGUCCUUAACGCGGUGGUGCGCCAGACGGCCUCCGAUCAUGUCUGGACUUCCGUGGUGGUCUUUUUCAAUGUUCAGACUGCCAAACAUCGCGAUGCCAACAACGGGCCGGAGCCCAACUUGCUUGUACCUGUUGGCACCUUCUCGGGUGGUCAGGUUUUCGUCCUUGAUGGUACGGGCCAGGAUUCUGCGGUGUUUGAUGGCGUUGAGUACAAGGGCCGACUGCUGGAUCCCUUCUGUCAGCCGUGCUUUCUGCCUGCCCGUGACUUUGAGCAUUUCACCUUACCGUGGGCGGGACAUCGGGUGAUGAUUGUGGCUUUCUCCAUUGCCCCUUCCGGGGUGCUGGGCAUGGAGGAUGCCAGGCAGUUAUCCUGCCUUGGCUUCGAGUUGCCUGCUCGCUUGCUUCGGGAGACUGGAGUGCCUGCUCCUGUGGCAGAUGUGUCUAAUCCCUUGGGCCCUGUGGCGCUUGAGUUAUUUGCCGACCCGCCACUGGUCACAGCUGCCUUGCGAGCUAGGCACGUGCACGCGGUUGCUUUUCAUCAUCGGCCUCGUGGAGGGCGUGUCCCGGUCUGUCGCCUUGACCCCAAGGUCGCCCUGCAGGCUGACCUGCUCUUGGAUCGCCUCUCGCGCCGCCAAGCUGCUCUGCUGUUUGCCAUUGUGCCCCCACCGGGAGGCAAGUCCGAUGACCUGGGAACCUUUGUGCUACGGGCCAUCCGUGCAUGCUUGCAGGUCCGGCUGCCCUUCUGUGUUGGAAUGCCUUCUCGGAGUCGGCGUUGGGCGUCGUCGGAGUGGCUGCACCUCCGUGCCUGCUGUGGCUGCUUUGAGGUGGACCUGUGUAUGUGGGGCGCGGAACGCGUGUUGUCUGUGACCUUUCUGCACAAUGUGCCGGCCUUCGCGUCUUUGUCACGCCGCUGUGAUAACUCCCAUACUCACUUGCCUUGGUCGCGGGAUGAACCGCCUGCUCAAGUGACUCGAUUCCUGCCCUCUGGGUUCUGUGAUGCGUUUGCUGAGGUCGCCCUGCCCUUUUUGCAUUCCGCGAUCGCUGACUUGCCUCUGCGCGUCGCCAGUGCAGCCACUGAAGGUUCCUUUCGCCCCAGCAAAUUCCCGCCCUUAGUGCCGGAAUUUCGAGCUGUCUACCGGAUUCGUGUGCCCUCGCCGGUUGAGUUGCCCGCGAAAGUGCCCCCUGACGGGUUGCCUGGCUUUCCUCAUGUUGCCUCGGGUUCGGUCCUGCUUUCCGGGGGCCGAGCCCUUUCUGCCGCUGUUCAUCAGUUGCGAGGGGGGGAAGCGCCCGAACAGCAAAGGGAGGAACUGCAGCAACCAGAUGUGUUAUGCCCAGGAGAGCAUUCAGCUAUGGUUGAACCAAGCCGGGUCGUGUAUUAUGCUUUGCCCUGGAACGUGCAAGGGUUUGUGGACGCUGCGCUUCAGUGUCAACAUCCUUGUGACACCUUUGCGUGCAGUGACACUGCCAUCAAAGAAACUGUUGACUGGAUUGCAUCUUCUUCACCCAGUGAGGUUUGUGCGUUUAGAGCUGGCCAACUUAAGCGCUUUCUCCACUUGGCUUCCGGGUUGGCUAAGGAAGAGAAGGCCCUUCAUGCCUCUCUGCAUCCAGAGGUGCGAGCGGUGCUAAGGGGGAAGAGAGUACUCCUCUUUCAGGCUUUGCUCCAUGAGGCGGGGAUACAAGAUAAGCACUUAGUGAAGGAGAUGCUUAACGGAUUCAGCCUCGUUGGGGAAGUCCCAGCCUCGGGCCAAUUCCCACCUCUGUACACUCCUGCAUCCAUUUCGCCAGAAGAGCUGCGUCUGCUUGCGCCCUGGGUGCGCGGUAGGCUGAACGCUCAACGAGGUGGCCGUGAUGUGCAGGUGGAGCAAUCGGUAGCAGAUGAAGCAAGUCUGCAAGCCUCGGAUGGCUCUGGUUGGUUGCUAGGGUCCUUCUCGGAGGAGGAACUUGAUCGAUUCUUUCCUGAUGGUUGGGUGCCAUCCCGGAGGUUUGGCAUUGAUCAGGGGAGGAAAGUCCGAGGUAUUGACGACCUCAGUGCCUCGAUGGUUAACUCUUCUUGUGGAACCAAUGAUAAGCUCACUCUUCAAGAUAUCGACGUCAUCGUUGAUAUUGCCCGUGCGUUUGGUCAUGCAGUUGCCCGUUUUGCGCCAACCUCCCUGCAAGGGAUUUCGGGCCGGGCGAUGGAUUUGAAGAGUGCUUAUAAGCAACUUGCGAUUGACCCUGCUCAUGGAUGGGCAGCCAUCCUGGCUGUGUGGAACCCGAAGCUAGAAAGAUUUGAGUACUACAGAUUCACGACACUGCCUUUUGGCUCCAUUCACGCGGUUGGAGCCUUCAACAGAGUGGCGAAAGGUGUAAGGCAGAUCCUGGUCAAAGUCUUCCGAUUAGUGGUGUCCAACUUUUACGAUGACUUUUGUCAUCUGGAGCUGGACUGUUUGGUGGAGACGUCGCAUGAGCUUGCUUUGGCUGUGAUGCAGUUGCUUGGGUGGUCUGUGGCGAAUGAUGAACACAAAGCACUUCCUUUUGCAAAGCUCUUUACCAUUCUUGGAGUACAGCUUGAUUUGAAUGAAGCGUGUCGUGGCCUUCUUCGCGUAGCGAACAAGGAGGGUCGAGUUGCCGCCAUUCUGGAGUUGGUGGAAAAGAUCUGCCAGGAGGGCACCCUUCAUCCAGGGCUCCUGGCCAAGCUCCGAGGCAGGAUGAUGUAUGCCUCUUCACACACGUUUGGGAGAGUGGCAGUGCUGGCAACCAGGGUGCUCUCACGCAAGCUGGCGAUUGGUGGUCCCGUAAAACUGACUCGGAAGGAGAUUGAUGUCAUCCGGGGUGCUGCGGACCUACUAGCUCGCUCAGAAGCCCGUGAAGUGUGUUUCCUUCAACCAGAGUGCCCGGUGUUGGUCUUCACAGAUGGCGCGUGCGAAUCCAAGAGUCUCUUGACUACGCAUGGUGCAGUACUCAUUGAUCCCCUGCAGCAAGUCAAGAAGUUUUUCGGUGAACCUGUCCCUGAACCGCUACUAGAUCGAUGGAGGCAAGGGGGAAAGACGCAGUUGGUAGGCCAAGCAGAAGCGCUGCCGGUCCUGGCUGCAAAAACUUUGUGGCGCCUCCUGCUGGUACAUCGGAAAGUGUUAUGGUUCUUGGAUAAUGAAUCUGCCAAGGCUGCAUUCGCUAGUGGCUCUUCUGCGGUGGAUGAUACCUUUGAAAUUGUGAGCCACUCCCUUGUGCUGGACCAAGAGCUCAAGGCUUACAACUGGUACUCAAGAGUGCCGUCGUGUGCAAACAUCAGUGACGCUGCCUCUAGGUUGGCCUUCGAGCAGUAUGAUGAUUCAUUCAGGCGUGAACACUUGGACUGGACGUGUGAACCUCUGGCAUCCCUCUUGGAGGGAAGGGAUGCGAUCGCCCAGCAUGUGAAAGGGUUGUAG
Molecule: messenger RNA, 4776 nt
Organism: Symbiodinium natans
Lineage: Eukaryota; Dinophyceae; Suessiales; Symbiodiniaceae
Source: the annotation of a GenBank genome assembly